UAUUUUGCACUAAAUUUGAACUUUGCUAAUGGUGUUUUAAGUUUAGAGGUUAUGAUAACUUGUAAAAUGUCUUCACCAAGCCGUCUCCAAAUCCUUACUUUAUACAAAGAGCUGUUAAGGUACGGACAGCAACUGAAAUUCACAGAUAAGGCCUACUUCAAGAGACGUAUCAAGGAUGAGUUUUAUUCUAACCGUAAGUUAAGUGAGCCUGAAGAGAUAACCAUCCAGUUUGAGAAGGGCGUUAAUUUACUGGUGAAGCAUGCAGUAAAAUGAUGUAACUGAAUCAAAUAUGCACUAGUAGACACCAACUAGGUGUAUGUUUAAAUAGAAGACUGCUGGAGGCUCCAUGCUGAGAUUUACCAUUACUAAGAAAACAGUAGAGAAAUGCAUGCAAAAAUGCUCAGAAUGUAAUAAAAAUAUAUUGCUAUUUUCGUAAUGUAUAAUUAUAGAAGUAUGUUGUCCUGCAUUAUUUUUAUUAAAUUUUGUUACCUUUACAUACUGAUGUAUCGGUCCGAGUAAAGAUAACGGGGCCACACAGGAUAACUGUUGAAAUGUAUUCUACUAGACUCUAGAAGACUAUCCGUAGCGAGAUUUUUGAAAAAAUCGCUUAAAAAAUGCAAAUUAAAAUUGCCGCUUUGACGUUCUAAAUGACUCCGUCGGUACCCCGGCAUAGACAUCCAUCUUGACACAUAACCUUGUCAUUCUGGAUAGCAGCGUUUGCCAGCUCAUCGGACGAUGCGCUACCUCUGCUAUUUUGAUAGAAUUUUGAAAAAAAUAUUGUAUACCAAUUAAUGAUCCUGUAAUUUUAGGUCAAAU
Molecule: messenger RNA, 816 nt
Organism: Acanthoscelides obtectus
Lineage: Eukaryota; Metazoa; Arthropoda; Insecta; Coleoptera; Chrysomelidae
Source: the annotation of a GenBank genome assembly